AUGGGCUGCGCCCCGAGCGCGCCGCAGGAGCGCGCUCCCGCGAAGAAGGCGCGCGCCGCCGGGCGCUACGUCUACGGCGGCGCCGUCGACGCCGCCGCGGCGCUGCCGCCGCCGCCGCCCGGCGGGCCGACGCCGGCGCAGCAGCGCGCCAUCGCGGAGGCGCUCGCCAAGGGCACGCGCCUCUUCGCGCGGGCGCCGCCGGAGGCGGCCGCGGCGGCGGCCGCGCGCGCGACGGCCGCGGGCGCGCCGCGCCCGCACCGGGCGGGCGACGUCGGCGAGGCGGCGUUCGUCGUCGGCGACGCGGGAAAUGUAAUAGGCGGCGAGGCGCUGCUGGGCCCCGCGCCCCGCGCCGCGGACGGCGCGGCGCCGCCCGGCGGCGCCGCGUGGCGGGUCGACGCGGCGGCGGCGCGGCGGUGCGUCGCCGCGGCCGCGGCCGCGCGGCACCGCCGCGCGGCGGCGGCGCUCGCGCGCGUCGGGCUGCUCGAGGGCCUGACGGAGGCGCAGUUGGAUGUGGCUGCCCUCGCCGCCGAGGAGACCAAUGUCCAGGCCGGCGAGGAGAUUGUGAAGAAGGGCGCGACGGGCGCGACGAUGUUUUGUAUUCUCGAGGGCACGGUCGACUGCACGAACAUCGGGACGGGCGAGGUCCAGAUGCGGGACCUGGUCCUGCGCCAGGGCGAAUAUUUUGGAGAGCGCGCGCUGCUCAGGGAUCAAUUUAGAGCGGCCGACGUCCGCGCGCGCACGGCCUGCGUGCUCCUCAAAGUCGACCGAAGGCGCGUCGAGGCCCGGCUGGGGCCCGUCGCGGCGUUGCUGGAUGCGAAUUUGAGAAGGCGCGUGCUCUCGAGUGUCGAGGUCCUCGGGAAGCUUACCGAGGAGGAGCGGAGGAGGUGCGCCGACCUCUUCGCCACGAAGUCCUACGAGGCGGGCGAGGUCAUCGUGCGGCAGGGCGACGUUGGCGACGCGUUUUAUGUACUAAGGAGGGGCCGCGCGCGCGUCGAGGUCGGAUCCGAAAGGCGCGUCGUGGGCAGUUUGGAGCCGGGCAACUACUUCGGGGAGAUGGCGUUGUUGGGCGACGACGCGCGCACGGCGUCGGUCGUCGCGGAUCAUGACUGCGAGUGCGCGGUGCUCGCGCGCGCGCCCUUCGUCGAGGCCUUUGGGAGUUUGCAGCGCAUCUGCGCGCGCGCCGACGGCGACGACGGGGGUCCCCGCGCGCCGCCGUGGCCGCGCCACGAGUUAACGCCGGUGGCGACGGUGAAGGGCGCCUUCGGCGACGUAUCGAUCGUCGCGGCGCCGGACGGCGUCAAGUAUCGGCUCCACGCGGCGUGGAAGUUCGGCCGCGUCCCGCCCUCCAUCCUAGGCUUCGCGCCCUACGACGACGGCGCGCGGCUGGCCGCGCACGCGCCGGGCGGGCCGCUCCGGCGGCGCGGCCGGCUCGGGCCCGACGCGGUCGCGUUCUAUGGACGCGGCGUCCGCGAGGCCCUAUCCGUGUUGCACGCCGCGAACGUUAUCAUAAGAGCGCUCACGCCCGACGACGUCCACGUCGACGCGCGCGGCCGGCCCGUCCUCGCGGAGUUUGGCGCGGCGCGGCGCCUGGACGAGGGCGCGCGCGCCUUCACCCUGAUCGGGUUCGGGCCCUACCUCGCGCCGGAGCAGCUCCUGGGGACGGGCCACGGCCGCGGGGCGGACCUCUGGGGCCUCGGCUGCCUCGCGUACGAGCUGGCGAUUGGAUACGCGCCCUUCGCGUCGUUCGCCCGGAGCCUCGACGGCGCCUACGACGCCCGGGGGCUGCCCCCGAAGCUGCGCGCGGCCGUCGCGGCGCUCCUCGCCGUCGACGCGGCCGGGCGCGACGCGGCGUUCCCCGCGGCGCCGGUGCCGUGGACGCCUCCGCCGAAUCAUAUUGUUGCCGAGAGCGCCGAGGCGUUCUGCUGGGACGCGUGGUGA
Pelagomonas calceolata is the source of this 1938-nucleotide messenger RNA. NCBI's taxonomy places the organism in Eukaryota, Pelagophyceae, Pelagomonadales, Pelagomonadaceae. The record is from the annotation of a GenBank genome assembly.